AUGAUCAGUGGCGUGGCAGGUGGUUGUGCGCAGGUGAUGUACGUGCUUCCACUGAUGUGGCUGCGGACCAUCAUGGAGUACCAGUACAAGAAUGGUGAGGGGAUUGUCAAAGUCGCCACAACUCUCUACCAAGAGGGUGGAAUUGCCAGGUUCUACCGAGGCUUGAUGCCGGCCCUGAUCCUGGCCCCCACAGCAAGGUUUGGAGAUACGGCAGCAAAUGAGCUGGCGCUCUCCAGCCUCUCAUCGGUGCAGAUGCCUCUGGCGCUGAAGACUCUCUGUGCAUCUGUGACGGCUGCGAUGUUUCGAGUAGUCAUCCUGCCUCUCGACGCGUGGAAGGUGAACAAGCAGGUGCACGGCAAGGCCGGUCUGGAGCACCUGCUGCGAAAGGCUCGUGUGAAUCCGCUGUCACUUUGGCAUGGUGGCAUGGGAGUGCUAGUCACCGGUGGCUUUGGACACUACCCGUGGUUUUACACGAACAACCUGCUUCGCGAAAUCCUUCCUCCCUUUGAGAUGAGGUAUGGCAAGCACGUGAGACACGCAUUCAUUGGCUUCACUUCAUCCGUGGUGGCAGAUGCUAUCUGUAACCCUAUCCGAGUCUUGAAAGUGAACCGACAGACAUCGCUGACCCGCAUCAGUUAUUUGGAAGCGGCUCAGAGCAUCAUCCAGAAGGAGGGCUUGAUAGGACUCUGGUCGCGCGGUCUCAAGACUCGCAUCCUUGCGAAUGGCGUGCAAGGCUCGCUCUUCACCGUGGGUUGGAGAUAUUUCUCUGAAGUUCUCAGUGGGGGGCUGACAACGUAG
This is a messenger RNA of Symbiodinium pilosum, 798 nucleotides long. Lineage: Eukaryota; Dinophyceae; Suessiales; Symbiodiniaceae. The record is from the annotation of a GenBank genome assembly.